Messenger RNA from Opisthorchis viverrini, 519 nucleotides. RefSeq lists its product as hypothetical. Lineage: Eukaryota; Metazoa; Platyhelminthes; Trematoda; Opisthorchiida; Opisthorchiidae. The coding region runs from base 1 to 519 and encodes 172 amino acids. The record is from RefSeq and is a predicted model, not a curated record. Gene Ontology annotation, biological process: protein retention in Golgi apparatus; protein targeting to vacuole. The transcript has a single exon. Gene Ontology annotation, cellular component: extrinsic component of membrane.
AUGGUCUUCGAGUCGCUCAUUGUGGACUUAAUUAAUAAAUAUGCAGGCGAUUAUAUUGAAGCCUUAAAUGCUUCUCAGUUGAAAAUUGGGCUGUUAGGUGGAAAUGCGCAACUGGAAAACCUAGAUAUUAAGCCAAACGCGUUCGAUAGUCUCAACCUUCCGGUCAAGGUUCUUCAGGGCCACAUAAGUGGGUUGUGUUGUUUCGCUCUAUUAGUAGGCUCACUUACACUGAAAAUUCCCUUCAAAAACUUGUACACGGAACCCACUGUUGCGGAACUUGAUGGUCUCUAUGUGCUGGUUGUUCCGAAUUCCGGUAGGAUUUUUCAUGUGACCCGACCGCUAACCUGCACAAUAGCUGUAAAAUAUGAUGAAGAAAAAGAAAAGAUCUACCGAAGAGAUUCCAAGAUGAAGGAACUGCGUGAUAUCGAGGAGGCCAGAGCACAAAGUGGAAGAGCUGGUACAUGUUGCAUUUCCUGUAUGCUAGUCGUCAUUAGGUCGGAAGGUUCAAGCGAAGCCUGA